AUGUCAGAUGCAGGAGGGCCCAUCGAGGAAAUCAGCGGCAAAGACGCAUUAGCCACAGCGUUAUCCGUUAUCGGGACAGAGCGGGACGCUCUAACGCAGCUUGAAGGCCUGUAUGCGUCUGAUGAUAUUGCCCAAGCCGGACUUGCCAACUCUGUCAAUGUCAUCACUACGUCUAUCUGCUCUGGUGGGAAAUUGGUAGUCGUCGGCGUUGGAAAGAGUGGCAAAAUCGGCCAGAAGGUGGUAGCGACAAUGAACAGCUUUGGCAUCCGAAGCGCCUUCCUUCACCCCACAGAAGCUUUGCAUGGCGACUUAGGCAUGAUAGGAGAAAAUGAUACAAUCCUCGUCAUUACUUUCUCCGGAAGGACGCCGGAACUACUGAAUCUUCUGCCCUAUCUUCCUCUCGACAUGGCGCUUAUAGCGGUUACAUCCCAUGCGACCCCAUCGACAUGUCCCUUAUUUGAAUCUCGGUCUCCGCAUCUGUCGAUUCUUCUCCCAGCACCCAUUCCAACUUCCGAGGUCGACUCAUUUGGUGUGGCUGCUCCAACCACGUCCACCACGGUUGCACUUGCUUUGACUGACGCCCUAGCAAUGGCGGUUGCUCGACGUCUUCAUCUUGAUCCUUCAGUGGUUUUCCAGGGCUAUCAUCCUGGUGGCACCAUCGGUAUCAGUCAUCGAGCGAGCGGUUUGUCAUCAACGAACGGCGGAAACCCUUCCCCUGUUGAAAUCUAG
Messenger RNA from Letharia columbiana, 729 nucleotides. RefSeq lists its product as uncharacterized. NCBI's taxonomy places the organism in Eukaryota, Fungi, Ascomycota, Lecanoromycetes, Lecanorales, Parmeliaceae. Gene Ontology annotation, molecular function: carbohydrate derivative binding. The record is from RefSeq and is a predicted model, not a curated record. Gene Ontology annotation, biological process: carbohydrate derivative metabolic process. The coding region runs from base 1 to 729 and encodes 242 amino acids. The transcript is spliced from 2 exons.